UUAUGUGUUCGCGCACAAGCCUGCUGUGUGUUGUAUAAGUGUUCUACACAAGGUUAGCUAGCCAUGAAGGGUGGUGUCGUCGUGCUUCUGGGCCUUGUGGUCAUCGGCGCUGUCGUUACCCGCGCAAGGGCGGCAGGGCUGCCGGUAGUGCCGGCGAUGUUCGUGCUGGGAGCCUCGACGCUGGAUGUGGGCAACAACAACCACCUGCCGGGGAAGGACGUGCCCAGGGCUGACCACCCCUUCUACGGCAUCGACUUCCCCGGCGGCGCCCGGGCCACGGGGAGGUUCAGCAACGGCUACAACAUCGCCGACUUCGUCGCGAGGCAGCUAGGGUUCGAGAGGAGCCCUCUUGCCUAUCUUGAGCUGAAAUCACGCAACUACCUCAUCCCCAGCGCUCUAAAGAGGGGUGUGAGCUACGCUUCCGCCGGUGCUGGGAUCCUCGACUCCACUAACGUUGGAAAGAACAUCCCAUUGUCGACGCAGGUGCGCUACUUCGCGUCCACCAAGGCCGAGAUGGAGACUGCAUGGGGCAGACACGAGGUCUCCAAGCUCCUUGCUAGCUCCUUCUUCCUCCUCAGCAUCGGCAACAAUGACCUCCUACAGUCGACACCAAAGUCUCAUGCUGAUGUCGUCGCACUCUACACCAUCCUCGUCUCGAACUACUCGGCCGCCAUUACGGACCUCUACGGGAUGGGUGCGAGAAAGUUCGGGAUCAUCAGCGCUGGUCCGGUGGGUUGUUUUCCGCGGGUGCGCUUGCUGAGUACGACAGUGGCAUGCCACGAUGGCCUGAACCGCCUCGCUUUAGGGCUUGCCGCCGCAUUCAAGUCAGGUCUCACCGCCGCCCUCGCCCCGAACAGGCUGCCCGGCCUCAAGUACUCCCUCGCCGACUCCUUCGCUAGCUCACGGGCCAUCUUCGACAACCCCCACGCGAGCGGGUUUCAGAAUGGUGAUAGUGCCUGCUGCGGCAGUGGUAGGCUGGGCGCAGAGGGUGACUGCAACAGAAAUGCGACGUUGUGCAGCGACCGCGAUGCCUACGCUUUCUGGGACUACGUGCACCCCAGCCAGCGGGCCGCCGAGUUGGGUGCCCAGGCACUCUUCGAUGAUGGCCCGACGCAAAUCACCGCACCCAUCAGCUUCAGACAGCUGGCCUACCAGAAAUGAUAGAUUAAUUCCCGAUAACGAUUUGGAAUCUACUGUCGUGAGUUUGAUUGAUUCUAAUUUGGUUGGAAAUCGUAGUCAUUCAUCUAUCCUCUCAUUAUAGUAUAUCGUUCUCUUGAGGCAGGUCAUUAUCAGAUAUCUUUACACGGGUCUGGGACACUUCAAGUAAUGCACAUUCUGGGCGUGUUCCUUCUUCGUUUAUGCACACCCCAGUUGUCUCUCAGAAAAAGAGAUGUAGAAGAAUAAAGCUUUUUAUUUUGACAUGCGGAAAGAUAUAACUGAGAUACUCUGUUAGGAUUGUGGGUCUAGCAUGUUGGAAAAACUUAGCUAUGAACUUCUUAUAUUUAUGGUUGUGAACUUACAUAAAUAGAUAUGUAUUCGGCCAUGUUUCAAUGUUUCUAUUGUAGUACAGAU
Molecule: messenger RNA, 1572 nt
Organism: Triticum aestivum (bread wheat)
Lineage: Eukaryota; Viridiplantae; Streptophyta; Magnoliopsida; Poales; Poaceae
Product: GDSL esterase/lipase At4g28780
Exons: 3
Coding region: 64-1161 (365 amino acids)
Molecular function (GO): hydrolase activity, acting on ester bonds
Source: RefSeq, a predicted model, not a curated record